Molecule: messenger RNA, 2988 nt
Organism: Glarea lozoyensis ATCC 20868
Lineage: Eukaryota; Fungi; Ascomycota; Leotiomycetes; Helotiales; Helotiaceae
Product: P-loop containing nucleoside triphosphate hydrolase
Exons: 4
Coding region: 1-2988 (995 amino acids)
Biological process (GO): microtubule-based movement
Molecular function (GO): microtubule motor activity; microtubule binding; ATP binding
Source: RefSeq, a predicted model, not a curated record
AUGGCUUCCGCAGAUGCAGGAGCGUCUUCCAUUUCGGUGACCGUUCGUGUCCGACCUUUUACGAUUAGAGAAGCAGCCCAGAUAACCAAAAGCGAUGAAGGUACACUAUUUCUGGGAGAUGGCUCCAUGGCAGGAGCUCCGACUCCUAAACUCGGUCAAAAAGGAAUACGCCCAGUCAUCAAAGUGCUAGACGACAAGUGCCUUAUAUUUGAUCCCCCAGAAGACGCACCUGUGACAAGGUUUACCAGAAAUGUCGCACCUAUGGGAAAGCGGGUAAAAGAUCAACAAUUCGCAUUCGACCGGGUGUUUGACGAAAAUACAACACAGGCCGAAGUCUAUGAAGCAACGACAAGAGGUCUGAUGGAUAGUGUAAUGGACGGAUAUAAUGCGACAGUAUUUGCGUACGGCGCAACUGGCUGUGGAAAGACACACACAAUUACGGGAACCGCUCAACAACCUGGUAUUAUCUUCUUGACCAUGCAAGAAUUAUUCGAAAAGAUUGCGGAGCGAAGUGACGAAAAGUCUACAGAGGUAUCCCUAUCCUACCUGGAAAUCUACAAUGAAACGAUUAGAGACUUGCUGGUACCAGGCGGAAGCAAACAAGGACUCAUGUUACGGGAAGAUGCGAAUCAAACUGUAUCAGUUGCUGGGUUGACUAGCCAUCAUCCUCGGGAUGUGCAAGAAGUCAUGGAUAUGAUUGUGCAGGGAAACGAAUAUCGAACCGUAUCACCCACGGCGGCAAAUGCAACUUCUUCGCGAUCUCACGCUGUCCUUCAAGUAAACGUAGCGCAAAAGGACCGCAACGCUGAUGUUAAUGAGCCGCACACUAUGGCGACAUUAAGUAUAAUUGAUUUGGCUGGCAGUGAACGUGCCAGUGCAACGAAAAACCGCGGAGAACGAUUGCUCGAGGGAGCCAAUAUCAACAAGUCACUACUAGCGCUUGGUGGUUGCAUUAAUGCUCUAUGUGAUCCUCGGAAAAAGAAUCAUGUUCCAUAUCGAAACUCGAAACUGACUCGGCUUCUAAAAUUCUCUCUAGGAGGAAACUGUAAGACGGUUAUGAUUGUGUGUGUUAGUCCUUCUAGUGCUCACUUCGACGAAACUCAAAACACUCUCCGAUACGCAAACAGAGCGAAGAAUAUCCAGACGAAAGUUACUCGAAAUGUUUAUAAUGUCAAUCGUCAUGUGAAGGAUUUCCUGGUCAAGAUUGACGAGCAAAGGGCAUUGAUCAACGAGUUGCAGGCCCAACAGAAGGAUGGGGAGGCUGCAGCAUUUGCGAAGUUCAAAAAGCAUAGCGAGAAAAGAGAUGUAAUUGCUAGGGAUGGCGUUAUUCGCAUACGGGCCGCUUACGAGAACUCAACUCAAGAGCGACAAGAGAAACUUACGAACAUGAAAAAGCUCCGCCAGAUCGAGCGACGUAUCUCAGUGCUCUCUUCGUGGGUGGCAGCGUUCGACUCCGUUUGUGAUUCACGCGAAGACGAAGAAAUGCCAUCUAGCCUUAGUGCUAUGCGCAAGACUGCCCAGGGGAUCAUUUUCGAGCUUGAGAACAGCCGGCAGCACUAUCAUCAAAGAUUGGAUAAGAUCAACUGGGAACGUGCAAUCGACUCGGCGUUACAGAACAGUGUUCGCCAAUUGACCGAAGUAGACGGGUCUAUUGAUGGUGUGGAAGCCGCCAGUUUGACAAGGGAGGCAGAGUUACUGAAGGCCAACGCUGGGAGGGAUGCAUUGAGAGAAGUAAUGGACCAAGAUAAGGCUGGUGAUGCAAGUAUCAUGCAAGUGCUACUGGCCGCUCAAUUCGAUAUAAUAUCUUCACUCAACGAUAUACUGAGUAUGAACGAAGAAGAUGCAGUUCAACACGCCAAAAGUGUACUCGGGCGGCUGCUACAAGCUUGCUCGUCCUCUGUAUCCCAUAUCAUCAAACCAGAUGGAUCACUAAAUGUGGCAGAGAAGUUUCCACCAACAAAACGCGGCACUCCAAAGCGGAAGAAAACCGCCCACGCCGUUGAUGGUCAAUCCAAGCCCAUGCCUAUGAUGCCAGCUCUUUCAGCAGUAGCGCCUCAAGUGUUCGCGUCGCCAAUGAAAGCAUCACCACGACGCAAAAAGGCCGGCCUGGGAAAGAAGGGAAUAUCCUUUACACCGAAGAAAAGAUCCCCAUCCAAGCACCGAAGUGUUAGAUGGCGUGACGACGACGAGGCAGGAGCUCUAGCUGACUUCGAAAAAACACCUCAAAAAAUAGCGAGCUCUCCAGAGGUAUCCUUAAUGGAGCAAAGCGUGGUCCUUCCUGCACUUCCAUCAUACUUGGCGGCGGAAAUUUCAAGCGAUGUGGAAGGCUCUUCUCCUGUGCCGGUUGCACCGCAAUCAUCUCUUGAUAUCAAGCCCAAAGCAAAUCGAUUUCAGGCGGGUUUCUUGUCCAAGAAAUCAGAUGGGUCUCCUCCACUUGCACCACCAAAGAUGACCCGACUCUCUUCAUCUGAUACGGAGCAAUCGCCACUGAGGAUGAUCAACGCGGACAAUGCUGCUAAUCGCUCAUCGUUAGCUAUCAUGCAAGCUGUAGCGUCCGCCGAAAGUGGCAACAACUCAUCUUCAGAGGGUGAAAACAGUUUUCAAAUGGACAGAUCAGAGAGUGCCAAAAUAGGUAGAGCCUUAAAGCGGGCGGGAUCAAUUUCUCGCGCGUCUAAUGAAGGCGUACUCAGAGCUCACCGUCGUCGAAGCCCAACUGCUGCCACCAUGGCAGGAUCUCCGCCCAAUGAAAAUAUGUUUACAGCUAGCCAUGCUCGUCGCAUGGUUAAAAGUGACAGGGAAGGCUCAUUCCAUUCAAGUGUGCUAAGUCCUCGAACCCAACCUAUUGUUAAGAGCAAUCGCAGAACAACAAUUGCUGAGCCUCGAAAUAUUUCAAACAGCUUAGGUUCCGGCGGAAUACGAGUUGCAAGUGGUACGCCGCGAUCACGAGAGAGUGUUACAGGUGUCAUGAGUAAAGGAGGGUGGCGCUAA